AUGCACAGCAUUUUCUGCAAACUCUUCCUUCUCCUUGCCUUCCUGGCGGCACCGCCCAUGGCUGCGGCCAACCACGGCGGCUUAGCCGUGGGACAAAUAAUCCGGUCCACCUGUGCCGCCACACUGUACCCCGAACUCUGCAUUUCCACCGUCGAGCUCAACCUCCCCACGGCCGCCAUCGAGAGCAGCCGGGACGUGCUGGCGGCCGCCCUCGACCGCACGAUCCGCGCCGUCGAGCACAACCGCGUCACCAUCCGAAAAUCCGCCCGCCUCGGCAAGCCCGCGGGCCUCCAGUACGGGGCCCUCGACGACUGCCUUGAGAUGGCGGGUUACGCGCUGGACCAGCUCCGGGCCGCAGCCGACCACCUCGAGGACCGCGCAGAAUCGAGAGUCGACGACUUACUGACGUACCUCAGCGCGGCGAUGGCGAACCAGCUGUCGUGCAUUGACGGGCUCCCACCGCGUGCGGCCCUGGUGCACGAACACAUGCACGUCUUCCGCCUCGUCAGCAAUCUACUAGCCAUGGUGAGAAGCCUUCCUGGCCGUGCAGUCUCUGGCUGGGGGCCGGGUCGGGACGGAUGGCCCGACUGGCUGUCGGAGGGUGACAGACGGAUGUUGGAGGCGUUGGAGGUGACGCCUAACGUGACGGUUGCGGCCGACGGGAGCGGGGACUAUGUGACUAUUCAGGAGGCAGUGGAGCGGGCCCCACGUAACAGCGACGAGAGGUACGUUGUUCGGAUAAAGAGGGGAGUGUAUCAGGAGAACGUGACCAUCCCGAAGUAUUGGAAGAACAUGAUGUUUGUCGGGGACGGGGAGGGGAAGACGGUUAUCACGGGCGACCGGACCGUGAAUGGCGAAGGUUUUCUAGCCCGGGACAUCACAUUCGAGAACACGGCGGGCCCGUCCAACCACCAGGCCGUGGCCCUCCGCGUGAGUGCCGACUUCGUCGCCGUCUACCGAUGCACCAUGUCGGCCUACCAAGACACCCUCUACACCCACUCCCUUCGCCAGUUCUACUCCGCGUGCACGAUCUCCGGUACCGUAGACUUCAUCUUCGGUCGGGGUGCCGCAGUCCUGCAGGACUGCGACAUCUGGGCCCGCCUACCCAACCUAGGCCAGCGCAACAUGGUCACUGCCGACGGGCGGAACGAUCCGGGCCAAAACACCGGGAUUGUCAUCCAAGGGUGUCGGAUCCGUGCCGACGACGACCUGCAGCCCGUGCAGGCCCAAUUCCCAACGUACUUGGGCCGGCCGUGGGGACAGUACGCGAGGACGGUGGUCAUGCAGACCGAGAUAUCAGAUGUCGUGCGGCCUGAGGGGUGGUAUAGGUGGAACAACAGCAAUUACGGGCUCCACACUUGCUUUUACGCCGAGUAUGAAAAUACGGGCGACGGUGCCGACACGUCCCAUAGGGUUACGUGGCGGGGUUUUAGGGUGCUGGCAGGGGAUGAGGAGGCAGAGCCGUUCACGGCAGCAAAAUUUAUUUCCGGCGAGGAGUGGCUGCCGGAUACGGGCUUUCCGUUUGCACUCGGGCUUUGA
Striga hermonthica is the source of this 1539-nucleotide messenger RNA. The record is from the annotation of a GenBank genome assembly. NCBI's taxonomy places the organism in Eukaryota, Viridiplantae, Streptophyta, Magnoliopsida, Lamiales, Orobanchaceae.